Messenger RNA from Penicillium canariense, 1959 nucleotides. Its product is annotated as ABC1 kinase family protein. Bases 1 to 1959 code for a protein of 652 amino acids. Lineage: Eukaryota; Fungi; Ascomycota; Eurotiomycetes; Eurotiales; Aspergillaceae. The record is from RefSeq and is a predicted model, not a curated record. The transcript is spliced from 2 exons.
AUGACCCUAGCGCACACGACGCUCCUCCGCACCCUGCGGCCUACCGUCGCACCCCGUCCCUGCGGCGUCUGGUGCCCUUUGCCCCGUCGCUACGUUCACCCCGGCGAAUUCCAACCCUUUGUCCCUCCAUCACCAAGCUCCCUGGGCAAGCCGACGCCCGCGAAGACCUACACCCGAACCCGGAAAUGGCUGCGGCGGCUGGUCUACGCGUCGAUCGCCACGGGCGUCAUCUACGGCAUCGACAGGCAGUUCUACGCCUCGUCGCUGACGAGAACCGCCCGGACAUUCUCCCUCGGCCUGCUGGUUGCUAUCGACUACAAAGUCAACUUCCGUCCGCACCCACCGCUGGCGAGUUCCAUCACGGCGGUGCAUGCUCGUAACGCGGAGCGCUUAUCCGAUCUCCUACGUCACAAUGGUGGGUUAUAUUUGAAGAUGGGCCAGGCGAUUGCCAUGCAGUCUGCAAUCUUACCGCCCGAGUUCCAGCAGAUGUUCUCGCGCAUGUUUGACGAUGCGCCGCAGAAUGACUGGAAGGACGUUGAGAAGGUCAUCCGCGAGGACUUUGGCAAGUCCCCCGAGGAGGUGUUUGGUGUCUCGUUCGAUGGGGCGCCGGGAAAAGGCGUUAUGGAACGGAAAGCGCGGGCGAGUGCCAGUGUGGCUCAGGUGCAUUGGGCUCGUCUGCAGGAUGGCCGCGAGGUUGCUAUCAAGAUUCAAAAACGAGAGAUUAUACAGCAACUUGCCUGGGAUUUGUGGGCCUUCAAAGUUGUCACCUAUAUUUACAGCAAGCUGUUCGACAUUCCUUUCUAUAGCCUCGUCCCCUAUAUCAGCGAGCGCCUCUCGCUGGAGACCGACUUUGAGAACGAGGCAACCAACUCAGAAACCAUGGCCCGACUCGUGGCCGGUGAGCCUCGCCUGCGUGACCGGGUGUACAUCCCCAAGGUCUUCCGCGAGUUGAGCUCGAAGCGGGUCAUGACCGCCGAGUGGGUUGAAGGCGUACGGCUCUGGGACAAAGACUCUAUCACCCGGACAUGGCGUGGUGGCUGGCGUCAGGGGAGCCCUGGAUGCCACGGGACACCGCUCGAUCCUCCGAAGAGCAAAUCCGUCCCUCAACCCCCUCAAAUAGCCAAUCUCAAGCCCGAACGUAACCACUGGAAGGGCCAGAACAACCGCGGCGGGCUGGGGCUGUCCCUCAAAGACGUGAUGACGACCAUGGUCGACCUCUUCUCCGCGCAGAUGUUCCUCUUCGGCUGGGUACACUGCGAUCCGCACCCCGGAAACAUCUUCAUCCGGCGCAAGCCCUCCGGCCAGCCGGAGCUGGUGCUCAUCGACCACGGCUUGUACAUCCACAUGGAGCCGGGCUUCCGGCAUCAAUACGCGCGCUUCUGGAAAGCGCUUCUGACCUUCGACAACGGCACCCUCGGCGAGAUCGCCAAGGGCUGGGGCGUCAAUAACGCCGACAUCUUCGCCUCCGCGACGCUGAUGCGCCCCUACCGCGGCGGCGACAUGUCCACGCGCCGCGGCAUCGAAGGCCUCAGCAAAUCCGAGCGCGCCGAGCGCCACUACGAGAUGCAGCAGGCGGCCCGCAAGGCCGUUCGCGAGAUCCUCGGCGACGAGAGCAAGUGGCCGCGCGAGCUGAUCUUCAUCGGCCGCAACCUGCGCAUCGUCCAGGCGAACAACCAGUUCCUGGGCUCGCCGGUGAACCGUGUGAAGAUCACGGGGAUGUGGGCCUCGCGCGCGCUGGUCGACGCGCCGGAUCUGCCGUUGGCAGAGAAGAUUCGCAAUCUGGGACGGCAUGUGGUGUUCCGCAUGGUGCUUUUCACAAGUGAUAUCUUCUUCUGGUUUACGAAGAUCCGGCAGUGGUUGAGGCUGGGGGGUGGCAUGGAGGAUGACAUUGAGGCGCAGAUGCAGAAUAUGGCGAAAGAUCUGGGGGUGGAGCUGAAUCAGAAUGUGUUUGAGGGAUAA